AUGUCUGAGAAUGGUGAGAAGCCACCUGCUCCCCCAGUGCGGCUGGAGAGCACUAGAGAUACCUCCUUAUCUCAUGAAUACAAGCCACUGCCUAGAGAGCCAGACAGCAAGGAGGACAGGAAAAAACAGAAAACAAACAAAGGUGCAAAAAAUAUGAAACUAAUUAAUGACAAGCCAGUUAUAUCCCACCCCUCCAAUUUUGAACACACUGUGCAUGUUGGCUUUGAUCCUCACACAGGGGAGUUCACGGGUAUGCCAGAGUCAUGGGCCCGGCUCCUGCAGAGUGCAAACAUCUCCAAGUCAGAACAGAAGAAAAACCCACAGGCUGUCCUGGAUGUGCUAAAUUACUAUGACACAUCAUCCAAGGAGAGACAGGAUGAGAAGUUCAUGCUCAAUGUCAACUCCUCAUCAAGUGCAAAUUCAUCCAAGUCCAACCUGUCGGACAAGCUUUCAGCUAUUGUCAUCAUCUCACAGACAAAGCAAGGUUCCAGCCCAACAGUCUCAGGGGAUGGAGAGGAGGAUGAAGAAGAAUCACCGCCACCCCCAAUAGCCGCCCGACCUGACAAAACCAAGUCUAUAUACACAAAACCUCUUGAUCAGGAUGACAAAACAGGUGAUGCAGGUUCAGAUAACAAAGCUGAGAAACCCAAGAAAGCUAAGAUGACCAGUGAAGAAAUCAUGGAAAAACUAAGAACAAUUGUUUCAAUAGGCGAUCCCAACAGAAAGUACACCAAAAUGGAGAAAAUAGGUCAAGGGGCAUCAGGUACAGUUUUUAUUGCAAUAGAAGUGGCUACAGGCAGGGAGGUUGCCAUCAAGACCAUGAAUUUAUCCCAGCAGCCCAAGAAGGAAUUGAUCAUCAAUGAAAUUUUAGUCAUGCGUGAAAACCAGAACCCAAAUAUUGUCAACUACCUGGACAGUUACCUAGUAGGAGAGGAGUUGUGGGUUGUUAUGGAGUUUUUGGCUGGUGGCUCCCUCACGGAUGUUGUGACAGAGACGUGCAUGGAUGAAGGGCAGAUAGCAGCUGUCUGCAGGGAGUGUUUACAAGCUCUGGAGUUCUUGCAUGACAAUCAGGUCAUUCAUCGAGACAUCAAAAGUGAUAACAUCUUACUUGGCAUGGAUGGCAGUGUCAAACUGACUGAUUUUGGUUUCUGUGCUCAACUAUCCCCUGAACAAAGUAAACGAUCGACAAUGGUGGGAACACCUUAUUGGAUGGCACCUGAGGUUGUUACCAGAAAGCAGUAUGGACCUAAAGUGGACAUCUGGAGUUUGGGUAUCAUGGCCAUAGAGAUGAUAGAGGGGGAGCCACCUUAUCUUAAUGAAAAUCCACUGAGGGCUCUGUAUCUAAUUGCCACGAACGGAAAACCAGAGAUCAAGGAAAAGAAUAAACUGUCACCAGUCUUCCAAGACUUCCUGGAUAAAUGUCUGGAUGUGGAUGUUGACAAACGUUCAUCUGCUUCUGAGCUGCUCAAGCACCCCUUUCUCCGCUUAGCCAAGCCACUGGCCAGUUUGGUCCCUCUGAUUAUGGCUGCCAAGGAAGCCCAGAAAAGUGGACACUGA
Candidula unifasciata is the source of this 1557-nucleotide messenger RNA. The record is from the annotation of a GenBank genome assembly. NCBI's taxonomy places the organism in Eukaryota, Metazoa, Mollusca, Gastropoda, Stylommatophora, Geomitridae.